This is a messenger RNA of Auanema sp. JU1783, 1878 nucleotides long. The record is from the annotation of a GenBank genome assembly. Lineage: Eukaryota; Metazoa; Nematoda; Chromadorea; Rhabditida; Rhabditidae.
AUGUAUGUGCCAGCUCAGCGAGAUCUUCGCUGGCUUCUGAAGGUACAUCAUAUAUGUACAGGGACACUGUACAUCAUUUUCCUUUUAUGUAUAUUUAUGAAUUUCUAUGUUCUUCUAAGUAGAGAAGAUACUGUAUUCUAUUUGCGAAUGUACCACACGAUUAUUGCAUUAUUGAUGUUCUGUUGUGGAGUAAUCGAAAUCGAAUUUUUGAUUAGAACAAGGAAACUUCCAAAACUAGAUCAUCCUCAUGAGAUUCCCGAUCCAGCUUUAAUAGGAGCUAUUGCGUUAACUAUAGGCAUCACUUUGGGAUACUUAUAUUUCAUUAUUUUUAACUAUGCGUUCCAAGAUUGUGAUAAGCUGGUUGAUGCAAUUUACAGCUCCGAGCUGUGGAUGGAAACUAUUUAUGAUUUACUGAUGGCAUCAUUUUCUAUGCUUAGUCUCAUUUAUAUUCUUCAGAGGCGUUACUUCGGAGCUAUAAACUCAAACCUGGAUAAGGUUGGACGAUUGUUCAUCAACAUUACGUUUUCCGUGGUGUGGUUAAAAGUUGUUAUUUAUAAGGCAUAUUUAAGUCAUCAGGAGCUUUGUCAACGUAAGGAAUUAGAGGGCUACUGGUGUCCCGUUAUGAAAAGACAUUAUGAGUGCGUGCCUUCUAAUGAUUUACAUGGAACUCAGAAAAUGUGGUUGGUCCAAAAGAUAGGAAUACUGUCUUCUUCUAUCAUCUCUUGCGCUUCUGAAUUCUUCCCUGUUCUUAUCGUAACUCAUUGGCUGUCAUGUGGAGGUGCUGAAGAAAAAGCGGAGGAUAUUGAGAAGCGAAGACAAAUGAAACAAGGUGUUCGCUCUCUUCUGAAAGAGCUGAUGAAAGAUAUAUCUCGAGUAUAUACUGGAAAUUCUGCAUUAGAUACAAAGCCUCUGAGGAUUCACCAAAUUAUCAAAAUCACGUUCUGGAUUUUAACGCCUAUAGCCUGUGUUGCUUCCUGUAUAAAGUGGCUUGUGUGUUUCUAUUACACAAUUGACUUUGAUCAUUUAAUAGAAGAACAUUGGAAAGUGUAUGAUGUUGUUGGCUUAAUAGCUAACAUCGCUCAGUUCUUCUUCUUUGCUUCUCUGUUUCUAUUUGCUGAGAAAUUCCUCAAGAACGAUCGUCUGGAUGCUCAUCAUAAAGCUCAUGCUCGUGGUGACGUCUCCAUCCUUUUUGGAUGUUGUGUAGUUUUGUUUAUUAAAAUGGUUCUGCAAUGUACGGAAGUUGAAUAUCAGCGGAAAGAUGGAUUCUAUACGACAACUGAUACAAUCACAAACACUUUGAGUUACGUACUUGUUCAUUCCUGUCAAUGGUUCCAAUACUUUGCCGUCCGUCGAAUCUUAGCUAUGACUGAUCGAGACUGUCGUGCAACUAAGCGUUUCAUUCCUUUGAUUGCAGCUGGAGGCCUUCUAAUCGCUUGGAUACAUUUUGGAAUAACUUUCUUCGACACAUCGCUCAUCAAGUAUCAAUUAACUGAUGAAACAUUCAGGUUCUCAGAAACUGCUCUAAUUUGCAUGAUCUUCACUCAGACUAUAUUCCCAGCUGACUACUUGUUUGCAUUCACAGUCAGUGGAUGUUAUUUAGAGUUGUUACAAAGAUAUUUGAAUAUGGGAUUUUUCCAAAUUGGACAACCAAGAUUAGUAGCAAAAGGUCAUGGACAUGGACAUAGUCAUGCUGAACAUGCCGGAGAAGCUGAGGAGCUUCAUGAUGAACGUUUCAAGCACGGUCCAAAUAUUUCUACAAUGAUGCACGCAGCUCAGAUCAUGUAUCGGAAGCGAGUAGAAUCUGUUGCGACAAGUUCGACGGAAUCCUCACUCGACAGCCACAUGAACACAAUAAGUGUGCAUGGGAAAGAUGAAUGA